Messenger RNA from Apus apus (common swift), 702 nucleotides. It is a transcript of the gene HOXD1, whose product is annotated as homeobox D1. The transcript has 2 exons. Gene Ontology annotation, biological process: regulation of transcription by RNA polymerase II. NCBI's taxonomy places the organism in Eukaryota, Metazoa, Chordata, Aves, Apodiformes, Apodidae. Gene Ontology annotation, molecular function: RNA polymerase II cis-regulatory region sequence-specific DNA binding; DNA-binding transcription factor activity, RNA polymerase II-specific. Bases 1 to 702 code for a protein of 233 amino acids. Gene Ontology annotation, cellular component: nucleus. The record is from RefSeq and is a predicted model, not a curated record.
AUGGACCUGGGCUACUUUCCCCUCGCCUUCCCGUCGGGGCUGUGCAGCGGGCCCCCGCUGCUUCCCCAUCCCCGGCGGGGGGACGGCGCCUUCUUGGAGCUGGGGACCGCGGCCACCGCCGCCACCCCCACGCCACCUGCCUGCGCGGGGGCGGCGGGGUACACGGCCGUCCUCCCCGCGGCGCCGGGCCCCGGCUACCGGCCGUCCCACGAAGCCGGGCCGCCGGACUUCUCCACGUCCAUCUUGCCCGGGAGUGACCGCCCGCCGUCGGAGCCCGGCCGCCCCUGCCCCUGUCCGAGCGGCGGGUUGCGGGGCCUCUCGCCCUGCCCCGGGGCCGCCCCCGCUCCCGGCUCCCUGGACCCCACGGCGGCCCCGGAGGCGCCCCCCACCUUCGAGUGGAUGCGAGCGAAGCGGAGCUCGCCCGGGAGAAGCGGCGCGGCAUCGUGCGGGGUGGAACUUCCCGCCUACCCCGCACGCACCAGCUUCAGCACCCGGCAGCUCACGGAGCUGGAGAAGGAGUUUCACUUCAGCCGGUACCUGUCGCGGGCCCGCCGGCUCGAGGUGGCCCGCUCGCUGCGCCUCCGCGACGCCCAGGUGAAGGUCUGGUUCCAGAAUCGCCGCAUGAAGCAGAAGAAGCGGGAGCGGGAGGUGCUGGCCGCCCCCGCCGCCGCACCCACCGGUGCCCCGGGCGGCCCCGCCUGA